Molecule: messenger RNA, 514 nt
Organism: Brassica napus (rape)
Lineage: Eukaryota; Viridiplantae; Streptophyta; Magnoliopsida; Brassicales; Brassicaceae
Exons: 3
Coding region: 92-334 (80 amino acids)
Source: RefSeq, a predicted model, not a curated record
AUAAGAUUUGAUAGGAGAGAAAAACAAGCUGAUUUAACCCAAACAAACACGCACAGAAGAUCAUCGUUGAAUCGAAUCGAUAGCUUCCUCGAUGGAAUCUCCUUGGUUCCUGGACAAUCUCAUCUUCUUCAUCCUACGUCCGCUUCUGGCCACCUCCUUCGUCGUCUGCUUCAUCGCUCUUUGGUGGUUUCUGGCAUGGAAGCUAGUACUAAGCCAUGUUCCUCUGGUACAAGAGAUCUUUGGUUUGAGGCACAAGACCUUUAUACCCAAACCUGAAUCUCGUGGGAGAAUCUCCAAAUUCUACAAAAGUAUCACUUCUUCUCAGAAUCAUUGAACUAAACGAGCAAGAAGCUAAGAAGAAUCAAGCUAGAAAAAAGCUGUAGAGUUCUAUUUGAAUUUCUGCAAUUUAAUGUGCAUUCUGCUGUAUAUUCAAGUGUUUCAAAACCCAAAUCUUUGAUAAUGUUUUCAUCUCUAAAUUGUUAUUCAUGAAUCGAUUAUGAUAUUUUGCCUGACA